AUGGCAGAUAAAAUUACUACUGCAGCAGCUACUGUUGUUGAUGUUUAUGAUUGCAGUAACUCUGAACCUAUUGAAAGUUUCGAGAGGCUAUCAAGGUUGAGUAACUUGGAGGAAUUGCAUUUAGGAUUCAACAACUUCAACAACAGUAUCUUAUCAUCUCUAACUAGUGUCUCCUCAUUAAAGUAUUUAUAUCUAUAUGAAAAUGGAUUUGAAGGAGUUGUUAAUAUUGAAGGUUUGAGUAACCUGGAGUCAAUCGAUUUAAGUGAUAACAAGCUCAACAAUAGCAUAUUAUCAUCUUUGGAUGGUUUUUCUUCAUUAAAAUCUUUGUAUCUAUAUGAUAUUGGAUUGAACGGAACUGUUGAUCUUGAAGGAUUACAAUCCUUGGAAAACUUAGAAGAGCUGCACAUUGGCAGGAAUAGGAUUGACAAAUUUGUCAAUUCCAAAGGUUAUAGAGGCUUGAAGAAGUUGAAUACCCUUGAUCUAUGGAGUGGUAUUGAAACCACUGAUGCAACUAUUUUUCUACAGUCAACAUUGAGGUUGUUCCCCUUCUUAAAGACACUUGACCUUUCAUAUAAUAGUUUUAAUCGAACAAUGAUUACUCAAGAGUUGCAUAAUUUGACAACCUUGGAAGAAUUGAACUUGGAUGAGUCAAAGCUCCAUAUAAGUUUUCUACAAACUGUUGCAACUUGUGCUUCACUGAAACAUUUGUCAAUGAUCGGUUGUGAACUCAAUGGCAUCUCAGAAGUUCAAGGUCCUAUUAAUUUCAAGAGUUUAGAAAGUUUAUUUAUGAACGGGACUACUUUCAACAAUAGUUUCCGUCAAAUCAUUAGACCGAUAGCUACUCUGAAGAAGUUAUCAUUGCAGAAUUGUGGACUCAAUGGCACAUUACAUGAUCAAGGUUUGUGUGAGAUGGUGCAUUUGGAAGAGUUAGAUAUUAGCUAUAAUGCUUUACGGGAUACAUUGUCUCCGUGCUUAGCCAAUUUGACUUCACUUCAAUCAUUAGACAUAUCUUCCAAUCAAAUUACUGGAAACCUCUCUUCAUCUCCCCUUAAAGAUAUGACAUCUCUUAGAGUCCUCCGAAUUUCAAACAAUCUCCUCCAAAUCCCAAUUUCACUCACACCACUCUACAACCUAUCAAAACUAAAAGAAUUCGAGAGCUCCAAUAACCAGAUGUAUAUAGAAACAAUGCCACAUUCUUGGACCCCAAAAUUCCAAUUAAAUUCCAUCACUUUGUCUGGUUAUACUUAUGGAUAUGGUGCUACAUUUCCAAGAUUUCUUUAUCAUCAAUAUGAUUUGCAAGUUGUUUAUCUCUUUGACAUCAAAUUGAAUGGAGAAUUCCCAAAUUGGUUGAUAGAGAACAAUACAAAGUUGGAAAGACUUUAUCUAUCAAAUAAUUCUCUUUCUGGGCCUUUUUUAUUGCCAACACAUUCUCACAUGAGUUUAACAAUAUUAGAUAUCUCUAUCAAUUCCUUCAGUGGACAAAUUCCUAUUGAAGUUGGCGCAUUUUUCCCGAGGCUAGAAUAUUUAAACAUUUCCAGAAAUGCUUUGAAUGGUAGCAUUCCCUCUUCUUUUGGAGAUAUGAGCUCAUUGUACAUGCUGGAUCUAUCACACAAUCAGUUGUCUGGUGAAAUACCUGAGCACUUAAAUAUAGGUUGUUUCUAUCUUCAAUAUCUUGUGUUGUCAAACAAUAGUUUGGAAGGUCCUGUAUUCUCCAAAAUAAUUAACCUGACAAACUUGGUGUGGUUAUACCUGGAUAGUAAUAACUUCAUUGGAAAGGUCCUAUAG
Messenger RNA from Pistacia vera, 1785 nucleotides. RefSeq names its product receptor-like protein 1. The transcript is spliced from 8 exons. Gene Ontology annotation, molecular function: protein binding. The record is from RefSeq and is a predicted model, not a curated record. NCBI's taxonomy places the organism in Eukaryota, Viridiplantae, Streptophyta, Magnoliopsida, Sapindales, Anacardiaceae. The coding region runs from base 1 to 1785 and encodes 594 amino acids.